CUCUUACUCUUUACCUCCUGUACUAAAACUCCACCUUGGCCAUAAGCACUGGUCCUUAGAAAGGCAGGGCCUCGAUAAAACACCAUCAAUCAUAGUUGAGGGUGUGUCCCGUACACGCUCCAUGAUGAACUGAGCUUCUCGUUCCUUGUGACUCACUUCAUCGCUUCUCCACUGUCUGGUUUGCAGAGAAAAGCGCCGGAGAAGAAAAAGUAAGCAGCUGCCUUUGGAAAGUUUUCUGAAACGGAAGAGACUGGAUAUAUAUCGCUGAUUUGGUCGCAAUGGGGGAUUUGAUCUCAAGCCACCUGGAUGAAGGCAAACGGGAGAUCAUUACAGCAAGGACAGCCGAAGUCCUGGACGAGUUCAGGCGCCUCUAUGAGCAGCAAUACGCCGUGGCACUUUUUAACAAGGUGCGCUAUGACGUGGAGGGAGGAGGAGGACCUCAACCUCAGCUCCUGCACCGCAAGGUGCCUCUAGAGAACAAGUCGAUCUUCUCAGGCAUGCUGCUGCAGUUUAUAGAGGAGAACAAAAAAUGGCGGAAUCGUUUUCUUUUCGUCCCAGAUUCAUACAGGAUCAGCUACUACGAAAGCAAGCAGGCCCAUGAUCGAGGGCUUCAGCCCAAAGGAAGCAUCAACUGUGCUGGUUACAAAGUGCUGAUUUCACUGGAUAAGUAUGUGGAGCUUCUGGACACCAGCCUUCCUGAUGUAAAAGCUAAAGCGAGCAGUUCUCCCUUCCUGAAAUGUGCUACGCAGUACCCGCUCAUCCUUUGGCACCCAUACGCACGCCAUCACUACUUCUGCGCAGCCACAGAGAAAGAGCAAGAGAAGUGGCAUGCUGUGUUUCAGGAUUGUAUCCGACAUACCAACAACGGUCUAUCAGAAGAAUGUAAGAUUCAGACCCCGGCGUUUACAGAUGCAGUGCGACUUUAUCGACAGGCCCAAGGCCAGUACGGCACCUGGGACAUGAUGUGUGGUGUACCUUCUCAGAUCCUGGCUAACCUGGUGAUGGAGAAGCUGCUUCCUGAGCUAAGAGAUUUAAUCAGUCCACGGCUGAAGGGCAAGAUGCAGGAAAGGCAGAAGAACUGGACGCUGAUCGCAGAUGCCGUGUACAGCCUGGUUCAGACUCAGACACAGUCUCUAUACGAGGCCAUAGUGCAGAGCUGUGAGGAAGGACGUCCCCCUUUGGAGGCUUCCAUACGCACAGACAUGGACCAGAUCAUCACCUCAAAGGAGCAUGUGACCAGCAAAAUCAGAGCUCUGGUGCUGCCUAAGGCUGAGAAGCUCCUGAAGGUGAGUAUCGAGCCUUAUAUCAGCUCCAUCCUAGAGGCCCUGAUGGAACCUACCAGCCGAGGCUUCUUUGAGGUGCGUGAUGUUUUCUUCAGGGAGCUGGUGGAUAUGAGCAAGAACCUGCUGAACGGCGGCAGCAAAGAGAAACUGGGAGAGUAUAUGGAGAAGAUCUCCAUGCUGGCCUACCAUCCGGUGAAAAUGCAGUGCUGCUAUGAGAAGGUGGAGCAGCUGAGUCUGGAGGGCCUGCAGCAGCGCUUCGAUGUCACCAGUCCAUCUGUGUUCGUCCAGAGAGCUCAGAUCCUCAUGAGAGAGCAAAUGGACGAUGCUGUGUACACGUUUGAGCAGCUUCUCCACCAGAGUCUGGAGGGUCAUGAGGAGGAAGACCCCUGCAAGAUCAUCCAGCGGUCCCAGGACCGAGUCAUCAAGAAAUAUGAUUAUGACAGCAGCACUGUGCGUAAGAGGUUCUUCAGAGAGGCUCUUCUUCAGAUUUUUAUCCCCUACAUGCUGAAACAGCUCUCUCCAUCCUGCUCUGCUGACCUUCCUCGUUUCCAAGAGCUCAUCUUUGAAGAUUUCUCCCGUUUCAUCUUGAUUGAGAACAUCUUUGAGGAGGUGGUGCUCCAGACAGUCAUGAAGGACAUCAUGAUGGCUGUGAAGGAGGCUGCUGUUCAGAGAAAACACAACCUGUACAGGGACAGCAUCGUGCUGACCAACAGCGACCCCAACCUCCACCUGCUGGGUGAGAACCCAUCCAUUGACUGGGCUGAAGAAUACGGAGAAAAAUCUGAAGUGGACGGAGAGCAUGAGAGUGAAGAAGGUGAUUCAGCGGCCAUUAAGAGGCGUAGAAUGAAACAAGUGGUUUCCAUGAUCCAGGUGGACGGACCCGGCACCACGCUUCCCAACGAGUCCUGCUUGGAAGUUCCCAGCGUUCAGAAGAUUCCUGAGGAAAAGGGUGAGGGAGAUUCUGACAUUCAGUGUUCUUCUGCAUUAGAAAAGGCAGCACCUGUCAAAGAGGAAGUCAGUGAGCCGCUGUCUAAAGAAACGGCACCUGAUUUGCCCAAUGGGACCGCGCCAAAACUUGAUAAACAAGAAGCUGCAUUAAAGUCUCCACACGACUCUGAAAGUAAGCUGGCCAUAGAGAGUGCCAUCCAGCAAAUUGAGGAUGCAGUCCAGGGAGAAGAUGGGGAGCAAAGUCCAGAUGGACUCGCCCUAGUGAAAAAUGAAAAGACCAUCCGCAUCAAAGUGGAAAAUGUUUCACCUCUAAAGGAGGACCAGUUGGCAUCGACUGCAAACCAGGAGGAGCAGCAGAUUGCACUGUCGAGCGCAGAGGAACCUGCAAAAGUUGAAAAAAACAUCACAAACCCAAAGCAGGAAGAGCAAACGGAGGUGUCUGAGAACUCCUCAGACUUGCGCUUGGAACCUCAGCAGCACGGCACCGACACAGACAGCGGCUUCCAGUCGCCAGCCAAUGAGACUGCAGAGGAGGACGAGCUGCAGGUUGCCGCGGCAGCGACGGAGGCGGAACAAGAGAAGCGCAAUGAUUCUGAAAAGGGAGGCGAGGAUGCUGGGAAGGGAGUUGACACACUGACAACACAGACAUAAUCAUCACUAAUAAAACAACAAUUUUUUUAUGGAAAACGCUAGAAACACCAGCCCACUGCUCGCAGAAGUGAUCAUUUUACAGAGGAGGGUUUUUACGGUGAUUGGUUUGUUUACACAUGAAACAUCUCAUACUUUCUACAGUUGAGUCUGUUUUUGAUUUUUUUUUUUAAACAAAAAACUUUUCACUUUUUUUUUUUUUUUUUGCACAUAUUUGAAUUUGCCGUCACACACAGAUGGGCUUCGUCAUAAAAAUGUCACUUAUAUCAUUUGCUAAUUUUUAUGUGGAUUGCAUUGAUGUUCUGCUGCAGAGUGCUGAGACAUGGGAUGCGUUUCUCACCAAGACCCUGUGUCUAACCAUGUAACUGACUCCAUUCCUUAUAAAAGUCUAAUAUGGUAUCGUAUUGAAUUUUAUUUAGUCUUUUUUUAAUACUUUAAGUCUUGCUUAGACCCAACCUGAAAACACUGAAUUUUAUUAUUUUUUAUAGUUUUAUUUCUGUUGGGUUUCCAUCUAUUAUUUUUUGUAAAUAUCCUUCACUUUAAAUGGUUCAAUCCGAGUGAAUUUAAAUCAUAAAAUCUUACUCAUCUUUAAGUUAAACAGUUAUAUUUCUGUAUCUUCCAUUACUGUUAAUUGUGAUAUGUAUCACAUGAUUCUGGUCCAGUGCAUGUUUCACGCUGAUUGUAUUCAAACUGAAAUGACAAUCAAAAUUGUUAAAGGUCAAAAAUCUAAUUAUUGCAUUUAUCUUUUGUUUCACUUGUUUAUUUAUUGUAUGAUGCACUUGCCUUCUUUGUGCUUCAUUUAAAAUAAUCAACAAUAAAUCAAUUCGAUUUGA
Silurus meridionalis is the source of this 3712-nucleotide messenger RNA. RefSeq names its product niban apoptosis regulator 2b (gene niban2b). NCBI's taxonomy places the organism in Eukaryota, Metazoa, Chordata, Actinopteri, Siluriformes, Siluridae. The coding region runs from base 279 to 2882 and encodes 867 amino acids. The transcript has 14 exons. The record is from RefSeq and is a predicted model, not a curated record.